GGAGGGAGAGGGUCCAUCCUGCGGCCUGGCCCAAAGGGAGGCUUCACACGUUAGGGGGAAAAGGAAAGAGAAAGACCCGUGUCUGCGCGGGUGGAACACCACCCCCAUGCCGGCUCCCUGCUAUUUUUCACUUCUGAGCACUUCGUUGGGACAUUGGUGCAUGAAUGGCAACUGUGGAUGACCUAAAGUUUCAUGAAUUUGAUGAUGCAGCCAAUUUGUUGGCAGCAAAUCCGGAUGCUGUCACAAUAAGCAUUGAUGAACCAGCUGAGAAACCGAAAACAAAGCACGGACAUCUCCAAGAUUCUGGGAGAGAGGAGGAUGAUGAGCUAUUGGGGACAGAUGAUUCUGAUAAGACUGAGUUGCUUGCCGGACAGAAGAAAAGCGCCCCAUUCUGGACAUUUGAGUAUUACCAAACAUUUUUUGAUGUCGAUACAUACCAGGUCCUCGACAGAAUCAAAGGUUCUGUUUUUCCAGUACCAGGGAAAAACUUUGUAAGACUGUAUAUUCGAAGUAAUCCAGAUCUUUAUGGUCCCUUUUGGAUAUGUGCCACGUUAGUCUUUGCCAUUGCUAUCAGUGGCAACCUUUCAAAGUUUUUCAUCCAUCUGGGCAAACCUGAUUUCCAUUAUGUGCCUGAAUUCCGAAAAGUGUCCAUAGCUGCUACAGCCAUCUAUGCAUAUGCUUGGCUAGUUCCUCUAGCUCUCUGGGGAUUUCUUAUGUGGAGAAACAGUAAAGUUGUGAACAUUGUAUCCUACUCAUUUCUUGAGAUUGUCUGUGUUUAUGGCUAUUCACUUUUCAUUUAUAUUCCAACAGCGAUAUUGUGGAUUAUUCCGCAGAAAGCUCUCAGAUGGGUUUUGGUGGUAUUUGCUUUGUGCCUUUCAGGAUCUGUCUUAGUGAUGACAUUUUGGCCUGCUGUUAGAGAUGACAACCGAAGGAUUGCAGUGGCUACAAUUGUGACGGUGGUACUUCUCAAUGCCUUGCUUGCUGUUGGUUGCUUGGCAUACUUUUUUGAUGCCCCUGAACUGGAUCUUGUUAUGCCAACUACUACGCUUCCACAAAAUGUAACAAUAAGAGCAAUAAAGGAACAGUAACAAAGAUAUAUAUUUCUUCAUCUGUGGGAUAUUGCUUUAUUGGGGCUUUCCCAUAUUGAAAAAAAGAAAACCCAAAAGAUCUGAAAAGAUGCAUCAGCGAAAGCCAAAAGUUCUUAAUGACACAUCAGCAAAACCAUCUAAAUUCAUAGUACCUGACACUUGAAUGAUCAACUAGUAACGGACUUAGAUGAAAUUCUGCUCUGUUGAAGCAAAAGAUAAAAAAGGGUUCAGUUCAGUGGAAUCAAUUUCACCUGGAGAUUUGAAUCCUAAAAAUUUCAGCUGUAGAUUUAAACCCUAAUAAUUUAUUAUUUUUUAUCUUCUGCAUAAUUCUUGUUUUGUCAUCAAAUAAAAAUGACUCAAAAUGCCA
Podarcis muralis (Common wall lizard) is the source of this 1455-nucleotide messenger RNA. It is a transcript of the gene YIPF1, whose product is annotated as Yip1 domain family member 1. Lineage: Eukaryota; Metazoa; Chordata; Lepidosauria; Squamata; Lacertidae. The record is from RefSeq and is a predicted model, not a curated record. Gene Ontology annotation, cellular component: Golgi apparatus; membrane. Gene Ontology annotation, biological process: vesicle-mediated transport. Gene Ontology annotation, molecular function: small GTPase binding.